Molecule: messenger RNA, 3270 nt
Organism: Adineta ricciae
Lineage: Eukaryota; Metazoa; Rotifera; Eurotatoria; Adinetida; Adinetidae
Source: the annotation of a GenBank genome assembly
AUGUCAGACAGCGAAGAUUUUGAACAACUUAAAGUAAUUGAAUUGCAAAACGAACUGAAAAAGCGUGGUCUUGAUACCAAAGGACGUAAAGUGGAUUUGAUCGAUCGAUUACGUCAAGCGAUGAAUAACGAAAUGGAAUCUGAUCCAACAAAGCUUCUCCCUUCACCUAAUAACGAUGAAUCAGCUGCAGCUAUUAUAAGUGAUGAUGCAUCAUCUUCGUCAAUUGCUCUAAAAGACCAGGACACAACGUCGGGUGAACCCAAUUUUCAAACUAUGGAAGAUUUUCCUUAUGAAGAACAAAAAUCUCCGUCAAGUAAUAAACGUCAUUUGAAUGACGAUGAUACAGAAAAGGGAAAAGACAAUGAAGAUAAUUUAACAGAAAAUUUCAAUGACGAUAUAGAAAAAGACGAUGAAAAUCCUAAUGAUAAUGAUGAUCUAACAAAACAAACACGUAAAAAAAGGAGUCGUUGGGGUUCAGAGCAAGAUGAAGAUUCACCAGAACAACAAUCAACUCCCAAACAAACAUCAGAUAAUGAUGAUAAUAACGAUGAUGAUGAUAAUAAUCAUAGUAGUAGACAUCCAGACCGAGAUUAUCAUCGAUCAUCGAGACAACAUGAUGACGAUCGACAUUAUAGUAGUCGAUAUUCCGAAAAUUUCGAAAAAAUUCAUCGUCGACUGACCAUAUUAUAUCUCAACGUAUUUACUCAAAUGCCUUGUUAUCAAGUCCUGUCAACAGAACGAGAAAUUCCACUUCCCGAAGAAGAAACAGUACAAUUCAACAAAGAUGAUGUUGUAUUGGAUUUUUAUACAUCUGACUUAAAUCUAACGGUUAACACGGAUUGUUUAUCGGCAUCUAAUAAAUCAAAUGAUGCAUUAUGUUUCUUAUGGGCGGGUGUUCGUGGCACAUAUGGAUUUCGACAAGGCAGAAUUGGUUAUGAAAUUCGAAUAACUGAAAUUAUUGAUUGUCCACAAAUGCCGGAGAGUGAAAAAGAAAAGUUUGGUGUUCGUGUCGGAUGGUCAAAUCUUUCAUCCAGUCUUCAGCUAGGAGAAUUCAAUGGUUCGUUCGCCUACACAUCGUCCGGAAAGAAGUUGAAUAUGGCUAAUGAUGAAGUUGUCGAAGAUACUUAUGGAGAACCGUUUGGCGUGUCAGAUGUUAUUGCAAGUUAUAUUGAUUUUGGAGAUGAUCCUGAUAGCAGUUCCAUACGGAUAUAUUUCACGAAAAACGGCACAGAUUUCGGUUCAGCGUUUGAAUUUUCCAAAAAUGAUUCGAAAGAAUUCUAUCCACAUAUAUUAGUAAAGAAUGUUCGAUUUGAAUGCAAUUUUGGACAAUUGGAAGCGCCAUGGUCAGAAUUCAAACCAAAUUAUACAUUCGCACAAAAUAUACCUGUAUCCGAUAGGAUACGUGCUUCGACACCAGUUGAAGAAAAAAGCCAAUGCCAAGUUGUACUUCUGUCAGGUUUGAAUGGAUCGGGCAAAACAAGUUGGGCAAAGAAAUAUAUGGAAGAAAAUUCUGACAAGCACUUCAAUUUGCUCAAUGCUGAACAUGUUCUCGGUCAAAUGACGAUUGAUGGAAAGUUACCAGUGAUUAAGGAUCGAAAUGAUGGUUUAAUGAUACGUGUGAAUAUUGCUUUACAGAGACUCAUUGAAGUAGCUGCGCGACGUCGACGAAAUUUUAUCAUUGAUCAUACGAACACAGCUCGUGAAAGUCAAGUCAAACGGCAAAGAUUAUUUACUGGGUACCAUCGAAUAGGUGUUGUGAUCGUACCUGAUGACGAAGAAUUGAAGAAACGCAUUGAAAAAGUGGAAAAAACCGAAAAUAUAACUUUCCCAUCGUAUUGGAUCCGAGACGCAAAAGCGAAAUUUUAUUUUCCACAAACCAGUUCGUCAUUAGAAGAAGUUAUAUACCCCGAAUUAUCUUAUGAUGAUGCUAAAUUAUUGUACGAUAAAGCACGACAGGAUUACGAGCAAUAUCGUUCAUCGUCACGCUAUGAUCGACGUGAUGAUUAUUAUUCGUCACGAAAUAACAAUAAUAACAACAAUCGGAACCGAUAUGAUGACCGGGAUCGUCGUAGUCGAGAACAUGAUCGAAAUCGUGAUCGGUAUGCGCGAUCACGAUCACGAUCUCGUGACCGCGACCGUCGAACAUCGUCACGUGAAGAUUCACGAUUCUCGUCUUCCUCUUCAUCAUCGCAUCGCAACGAGAAUUAUCGUGGUGGAUACUCACGUGGUGGUGACGGACGAUAUUCUGAUCACCGACAAGAUUCAAGAAGUAAUCAGCGUGGUGGUUUUCACGACAGUCGAGGUAGCGGUGGAUAUCGUGGACGAGGAGGCAAUUACAAUAAUCAAUCAAACGAUGAUCGUCGCGGUGGAUAUCAACAACAGCAACAUCAACGAAACGAUUUCGGUGGCGGCCGUGGACGUGGUGGUGGUGGUAAUUUUGAUAAUAACCGAGGUUCGUAUCAUGACAGGCAACGUGGUGGAUUUCGACAAGAUUAUGGCAAUCAACCACGAGGACGAUCAUUUAAUGAUUACGACAACAAUCAACAACGACAGCAAGGGAGUGGCGGCGGUGGUAGAAACUUCAUGCAGAACAAUAGCAAUAAUAAUUUUAAUCAACAACAUGAUAGACAAAGAUUUGAUUCGAGGCCAUCAAUGCAACAACAAGGCUCAUUUCAUAAUCAACAGCAACCACAGCGUUCCGGACCACUUCUACAAAAUCCACCAUCUAAUCAACAGCAACAGCAGCAAUCUUAUUCAUCACAUUUAACUCAACAAACAGCGAAUAAUUCUAAUCUUUCUUUACAAACACAAAAUUCAUUGAAUCUAAAUGCCCUUUCAAAUGCUGCAAAUAUAACUCAACAAAAUGCUCUUGAUCCAUGGCUCGCACUUUGUGCUGCCGCCCUCAACACACAAUCAACUGUAUCACAACAACAACAACAACAACAACAACAACAACAACAGCAGCAGCAGCAACAACAACAACAUCAACAUCAACAACCACAGCAGGAUGCAAAUUCGCUAACACAGCAGUGGGCACAGUGGUUAAAAUCAACACAAAUGGCUCAAACAGCACAACAGUCUCAGCCUCAACUAACAGUUCAAUCAAAUGAUUCUCAGCAGGCACAACUUUCAGAUGCAAGUGCUUUGUACUAUCAAGCAUAUUAUGCUCAGUUGGCCGCUGCACAACAAGCAGCGGCCGCAGCAGCUGCUGCCGCCGCCGCCGGUCCGUUCAAUGGUGGUGUUGCUCCGCCUGGCGCUAAUGAUAAAUAG